Molecule: messenger RNA, 3784 nt
Organism: Toxotes jaculatrix (banded archerfish)
Lineage: Eukaryota; Metazoa; Chordata; Actinopteri; Toxotidae
Gene: nek10
Product: NIMA-related kinase 10
Exons: 35
Coding region: 1-3201 (1066 amino acids)
Biological process (GO): protein phosphorylation
Molecular function (GO): protein kinase activity; protein binding; ATP binding
Source: RefSeq, a predicted model, not a curated record
AUGCUGAAAAUGUCCAACUCAGUUAAAAAAGGGAGACAAGGAGAAAAACUGCCCCUGAAACCCACAGGAAUCCAGAGCAAGGCAUCUCAUGAUCUCAGGAGGCUUCAGUCCCUGCUUGCCAAAACCGGCCCCAGACAAGAGGUGGCAGUGCUGAGUCACAGUAAAGCAAGCAGCAAUGGAGCCAGCAGAUCACAAGGCCUGCAUCAUCAAAAAGACACCAGCAGACACAGGAGUGAGAGCAACAUCAGCAGUGAAGCCUCUGAACUGGAAAGAUUCAGCAUAACAUAUAGUGACCAAAGAUGCUUCAGUGGCCACCCACUGCAUAAACUCUUCUCCGACAUCCUUGUGUCUUUGGUCAAGAACCGACUCUGCAGUGAGUGGAUUGACCAUGCAACACCUGAAUCAGUCCAUAGGGUUCUUAUCUGUCUACGAUUACUGAUCAGAGAUCCUCACCAUCAGAAAAUCUUCCAUCAGCUCCAGGGUAUCAGUUCACUCGCCAGGUAUAUGGAGUCUGUCACUGCCAUGUACAUAUCUUACGGCGAACAGGCAUUUACUGUGCAGAAACUGGUCACAAUGACCUACAUGUUUCAGAAGCUCGCUGCUGUUGAAAAUCAAAGGGCCUGGGUCAUCGAGAGCGGCGCUCACAAGACCCUGGUGAAACUCCUCUCCACCACAGACAGCAGUGUGCUGCUGGGAGCCCUGCUGGCACUCAGCACUUUGGCUGAGAGCCCAGAAUGCAAGGAGGAGAUUGGGGAGCUACCGAUAGUGGAGAACCUCCUUGUAAUUCUGCAGGAAUAUGACCUGCUGUCAAAGAGGAUAAGUGCGGAGCUGCUGAGGCUCCUGUCACCGGUGCAGCAGGUGAGAGACCAGGUGAGGGAGCUGGAGGGGCUGCCUGUGCUGCUGAGCCUAUUGCAUGGUCAGCACCUGAAGCUGCUGUGGAGCCUCGCCUGGGUCCUGGUCCAGCUCUGCGAGGAUCCCGACACCAGGACAGAGAUCCGGAGCUGGGGAGGGGUGCAGCAGCUGCUUUGGCUGCUCAACAGUGACAGGGAGUAUGUCUCCGAUCGCUCCUCAAUCGAGACGCUCUCCAGCGCCAACGCAGCCGGUCGCAUCCAGAGAGAGCACAUCAGAGAGGAGCUCAGUCCCCAGGAGGAGGUGGACAACACCAUGGCCCUGCAGUCAGCCUGCUGUACAGCGUUGACCGAGCUUAGUCUGGAUGACACAUCUGCUCACCACAUUGUGCAGGAAAAUGGGAUCUACAUUAUAGCAAAGUUAAUUUUGCCACAAAAUUCUGGAGCAAAGGUGACACCUCUACAGUGCUAUGCAUUUCGGACUCUCCGGUUUCUCUUUAGUGUGGAAAGAAACAGGCAUCUGUUUAAGAGACUCUUUCCCACAGACCUCUUUGAGUUGUUUAUUGAUGUUGGCCAUUAUGUGCGGGACCUCACGGCCUAUGAGGGACUGCAAACCAAAGUUUCACUCUACGCUGAAGAGGAGCUGGAAAGUCUGAGAGAGAGCAUUGAGGCUGUGGACCAGAACCGACCUCCCCUUAAAGUCAUAAGCGGUUACUCCGUACUGGACCAUCUGGGCACCGGGGCAUUUGGAAGUGUCUUCAAGGUCCGAAAGCAGAGUGGCCAGAACCUCCUGGCUCUGAAGGAGGUGAACCUGCACAACCCGGCCUUUGGCAAGGACAAGAAGUCCAGAGACAGUAACGUGGAGAAAAUCAUCUCUGAGCUGACAAUCAUCAAAGAACAGAUGACACACCCGAACAUUGUUAAAUAUUACAAGACAUUUUUGGAAGGUGACAAGCUGUACGUUGUGAUGGAGCUGAUCGAGGGAGUGCCACUGGCUGAGCAAUUUAACUCUCUGAAGGAGAAGCAGCAGAAGUUCACCGAAGACAGAAUUUGGAACAUAUUCAUACAGAUGUGCCUGGCAUUGAGGUAUCUUCACAAGGAGAAGAGAAUAGUCCACCGCGACCUUACACCAAACAACAUCAUGCUGGGGGAGAAGGACAAAGUCACCAUCACUGACUUUGGCCUGGCGAAGCAGAAGCAGGAGAACAGCAAGCUGACGUCAGUGGUCGGCACCAUCCUUUACUCCUGUCCAGAGGUGGUGAAAAACGAGCCGUAUGGAGAGAAAGCUGACAUCUGGGCUUUAGGCUGUAUCCUCUACCAGAUGGCCACUUUACAGCCUCCAUUCUACAGCAGCAACAUGCUGUCACUGGCCAGCAAGAUCGUUGAGGCCAUCUAUGAGCCAGUUGAAGAAGGCGCUUUUUCAGAGAGAGUGACAGAGAUGAUCAAAUGGUGUUUGAGUCCAGAUGCAGACCAGCGGCCGGACAUUGUGGCCGUCAGCUCCAGGAUCUCUGACCUCAUGAUGCGGCUGAUGGACGGCCUCUACAUGUCCCAGAAUGCACUGGAAAGAAGAGCAGAGAGAGACAGGAAGCGGGCGCAGAAGUACUUUAUGGAGAGGCACAAAACCGGGACCAGCGUCUGUGUGCUGCACUGCUCUCAGGAAAAAUCCUUAAUGAAAACUGAACGUCCGGCUCCACGCUCUUCUGCAGCCUGCAGUUCAAUCCACAGCGAGCGAAUAAUCUGUCAAGAUGAUGCCUCAGAUGAUGAUGCUGAACCAUCUGAUACCAACACCACUGCCUCUGUAGGAAAACACUACGGAUUGAAGUCCAGCACCUGUGUUACACCUGACCAGAUUCUAUCUAGUGGGGAUUAUGCUGCAGCUAAGAUGAAACCCAGACCAGUGUCAGCAGGGAUCUGUGUCUCCCAGAAGAAGCUUCGACAGAUUGAUGAUCCAAGCCAGAGGCUCCUCGUGCAGCUGCACAAAAUCAUCUACAUCUCUCAACUUCCACCAGCUCCGCACCACAACAUCAAACGACGGGUCAUUGAAAGAUUGAAAAAAUCUCUGUUCCACCAUGGAAGCGAUCCAUGCAACCUGAAAGUGCAGCUCAGCAAGCUCCUCCAGGCCUCUCCAGAGCUGAUGGAAUUAGGCUCCACCAGUUCAGACUGGUGGCCUCUGAUCCACCACUUUGCAGGAGACCCCGUCGCUGCUGACAGCACAGGUGAUGGGAAUCUCAAAGAGGGAGUUACCUAUCAGCAGAUGCAGGGGAUCAUAGAGGAGCUGCUGCAGGAGAACAGCUACUAUGAAGCAACAAACAGCAGGAUCGCAGAGAAAAGAAAUGACCAGGAAAAGAAGUGACCAUCAUCUGUAUUCAUCCUCACAAGUCACAGAUGCAGCUGGAGAAACUUUACUGAAUUUAUUUCAGCGUGUUAACAUUUACAUCAGCCUGAGUUCACAGUUAUACUGUACUUGAAAUAUUGUUAAUCUUAUUUAAAAUAUUUUUGCACAUACUUUAGACAUAUAUAACACACAUAAACCUGUGGAAAUCAUAUAUAAAAACCUGUAUUUAUUUGUAUUUAAUCUGUUGACUACUUGGCAGGUUAUUGUUGUGACAAGGCUGGUGUAACAUGUUUCCACAGCAGACAUGUUUAUGUCACCACACUUCUCAUUCUCAUUGGUUCUCAGGCAUUGACUAUUUGUACAACUGUGAUGUGACUGUGCUAAUCUCCAAAGACGAGAUAAUUUACUAUACUACCCUCAUACUGUACAUGCAAUGAAUUUUGAGGCUGAUUUAUGUUUAUUUCUGUCAGCUGAAGUUAAAAAUGAAUAGCCUGUGAAUGUUUGACCCAUCACAAACCUGUCAUAUCAAAGGGAACUGGCCCACACACACAGACACAGACACACACACACACACACAUACACAGAAAAACAACAGAUUUAA